This is a messenger RNA of Dentiscutata heterogama, 190 nucleotides long. The record is from the annotation of a GenBank genome assembly. Lineage: Eukaryota; Fungi; Glomeromycota; Glomeromycetes; Diversisporales; Gigasporaceae.
AUGAGCUAUGAUGAGGAUCAAAUAAGGGCUGAUGAUGAGGUUUUGUCGGAUAAUGUGACAUCUAAUAAUUCUUUAACUUUAUUAAUUGAGGAAAUUAUUGACUUAGAAAUAGAAAAAAGUUUAGAAUCUUCUGUAGUAGAAACAGCUCAAGCUGUCUCACAUGAGGAUUUGGAUUUGGAUUACAGUCCUU